Molecule: messenger RNA, 5016 nt
Organism: Argiope bruennichi
Lineage: Eukaryota; Metazoa; Arthropoda; Arachnida; Araneae; Araneidae
Product: cytokine-like nuclear factor N-PAC
Exons: 2
Coding region: 108-1595 (495 amino acids)
Molecular function (GO): oxidoreductase activity, acting on the CH-OH group of donors, NAD or NADP as acceptor; NAD binding; NADP binding
Source: RefSeq, a predicted model, not a curated record
CUUUUCAGUUCGGAGCAUCAUUUUAAAACUGACUUUUCCGUUAGUUGUGCGUGUUUCGAGAGGUAGAGCGUCUUCCGAUUUUUAUACUUGCAUAAAGCUGACAGAAAAUGGUUGGUGCCGAUUUUGAAGUUGGUGACCUGGUCUGGGCAAAGAUGAAGAAUUAUCCAUUUUGGCCUGGUAAAAUAGUGAAUCCUCCAUCAAAUACAAAAAGUAGUCCAUCUAAAAAAGCACAACACUAUGUUUUCUUUUUUGGAAGUGAAAAUUAUGCUUGGAUUUUAGAUGAAAACAUUGUCCAUCAUUCAGAAGAAAUGCUACAGUCUACUUCUAAUAAGAAAAAAUCAACCACUUUUAAAUCAGCAAUUAAUAAAAUCAUGACUGAAAGUAAAAAUGCUCCAUUGAAAAGCAGACCACUUGUUAAGGAAAAAGUUAAAAAAGAGUUGUCUGUCGAAUCUCCAUCUGUUUCGAUGUCUGGAAGAAAAGAUAGCAAAUCUCAACGAAGCCAAUCUAAAUACGAGAAUGCUAAGAAGCAAUAUUUUGCCAACGUUCAAAAGGCCUCACAAAAUCGAUACUUUGCAAAAAUGCAGAAAAAAGUCAGAAAAAAAUAUUUUAAGGAUAGAAGCCAGAGUUCUAGACCAAGGGAAAUUUUUAAUUUAGAAUUAAAUGGGGCAAACUAUCAAGGAGUGUGGAGUAACCUCUCUGAUAAAGUUGUACCAUGCACAGAUAAAAAGAUAGGAUUCUUAGGUUUAGGAAAAAUGGGAAAAAGAUGUGUCAAAGAAUUAUUAGCAUCUGGACACAAUGUUACUGUAUGGAAUAGAACAUUCAGUAAAUGUUCAGAAUUAGUUAAGUUAGGUGCAGAUUGUGCUUACUCAGUAGCUAGUGUUAUUGCUAAGUGUGACAUAAUAUUUUGUUGCGUUUCAGGUCAAGAUGCUGUAAAAUCAGUUAUUUUUGGACAUGAUGGUGUUCUAGCAGGGCUUGAGGGAACCAGAGGUAAAGGUUAUGUCGAGCUGAGCACACUUGAUCCUAUAACUAGUGAAGAAAUUGCUGAAGCAAUAAGACAGAAAAAUGGAAUAUAUCUUGAAUCGCCUAUUACUGAAACAAAAAAGCAGGGCGAGGCUAAAGCCUUUGCAGUUAUUUGUGCUGGAGACUUUCAAUUGUUUCAUAAUUGUGAAAGUUGUUUUCAUGCCAUUGCCAAUGAUUUGUAUUACCUAGGUUCUAUGGUUGGAAUUGCAUCGAAAUUGAACCUUCUCGUAAGUAUGUUCACAAAUACUGUUUAUGCUGCAUUAGCAGAAUCAUUGGCAUUGAUUAGAAUAUUAAACCUUGAACCAUGCGAUUUCUUGGAAUUUUUUAAAAAUUCACCUUUAAAUUGCUCUCUACUUCUUCAGAAACUAGAGGAGAUGACUUCAAAAAAUUUUAUUGAUGAGAAGGAAUUUCAACACCGACAGAGAGACUUGAGUUACGCACUUGCUUUAGGGAACGAUGUUGAACAACCAAUGCCACUUACUUCUAAUGCAAAUGAACUUUAUAAGCGUCCUAACCAUUUACUUUAUAAUUGUGAGAAUGGCAUCUUCUCUGGUGUAUCAGCUUCUAGGAACUGAUGGCAUUGAUUGAUUCUGGAUUGCUUUAUUGUAUAUAUGUCAAACUGCACGAUUUCUAAUGUCAUUACUUGAAUUUUAAUUGUAAUCGAUGUCUAUAAAGAUAUAUUGAAGCAAAAACUAAUGGUUUUUUUAUUAUGACAUUUAUUUUUUACGUAAAAUAAGAAAAUAUUGGGGAAAAACAAAUAAGUGUGAUAUAUUGUCAUGAUUUUUAUAAUAAUGAUUAACAUCUUAUUUGUUUUUGCUGAAUUUUUUGCAGUUUUCCUUUCAUUUAAUUUUUACAUUUAAUAUUUUAUUAAAGAGAUUUUAAACUACGAAACAAAUUUCUUGUUGUAUGUUUAAUUUUUUUAAAUCCAAAAAUAAUAUUAUUUUUAAUAAAGAUUUUAAAAAUUGAAAAUGCUUUUUAAAUACAAUAAAUGUCUGAUAAUAUAUUAUCUAGCUGUGUGAACUUUAAUAUGUAUUUUUUUUUUUAAAACUAUCAGCCAGACAGUUAUUUUUUAAAUUAUUACAUUUAAUGUAAUAUUUUAAUAUUAUUCCAUUAUAGUAUCUAAAAUUAAUAAUCAAUAUAUUUAAAAUUGUGCUGUACUGUAGAAGAGAUUUGGAUUAAACAGAUACUGUUUAAGACAUACAAAAUAUAUCACUGAUCAAAAUUCAUGUUAGUACAGCAUACUCUAAAUAUCAAGUUAUGGUGUCAUAUUUUGGUUAGCAGUCAUUCAUUGUAUAAGUGCUACAAAACGUGAUCCAGAAUUAUUGCCAUCAUGGCUUAUAUAUAUUUGUGUAGCUAUCCUCCUUUUUUAUCUGUUAGUACUUUCAUCAUAUGGGUAUUUUUUGCUACAAAAUGAGAUCCAGAAUUAUUGCCAAUAUGGCUUAUGUAUAUUUGUGUAGCAAUCCCCUUUUUAUCUUUCAGUACUUUCAUCAUAUGGUUCUUUCAAUAUAGAUGUACAAUUUCGGAUACUUUCAGUGCAAAGAAAUUGUUUUGAUUUAUAAAACAAUUUCCCUCUAUUAGAAUAAAAUUUGUCAUGAUUGGCUGUUUUAAAAGUAUGAAUUCAAUAUUUAAGUGUACGAGAUUUAAAAUAUAUAUAUUAAUUGAUUGGUGGAAAUAUGAAUAUGAGUAAUUAUGUUUCCAUCGUGCUCUCUCCUUAUAAUAACAAAAUUAUUGAAUAAUUUCUUAGAAAGCAGAUGAGACAUUGAUCAUGAAAGGUAUGUGUUAAGUUUAUAGAUUUUGAUAAACUUUGCAGAAUAAUGCUUAUUUAUGUAAGCAUGUAAUAUUUUGAAAGUUCAUUGCAUAUAAAGUUUUUUUUUUUUUUUUUUUGAAACUCUAGUAAUAUUUUUGUAUGCUUGUUAUAGGUUGCCACUAGGGAUUGCAAUAUCGGACCAAAAUUUCAAUACCGGUAUUCGGUAUUUUUUAGAUCUUUAAUACCGGGAUACCGGUAUUAGAAAUUUUAGAAAAAUAAAGGGGAAAAAAAGGUAUUUUUUGUUUUAUUUGCCAGUUUUAUUGGAGUGUAAAUAUCACAAAAAAAUAAUUUGUAACUUAUAAAUUAUAACAGUAUAUAAAGAAUCACAAAAAAGUAAAGGAACAACUUAUUUAUUUAAAUCACGAAAAUGUGUAAAUAUCACUAAUUCAGUCUGUGUUACUAAUACAAAUUUUUGAAAUGUGAUCUUAAAAAAGAUAAUGCAUCAAUUGCACUGUCAUUAAGCCUGAAAAGUAAUUUUGUGCAAAAAUGACCAGCUGUCGAAAACGCUCUUUCGGCAUCUACGAUAGUUAGUGGUAUUGUUAGCAGUGCACGAUAUACUUUUUCCCAGUAUUUACCUCUAAAUUCCUCAUCUUCAAGUAAAUAGAUUUCUUAUCGGAUGAUUUUGGAUGCAGCGGAUUUCUGUAUUGUGUUUUGGUUCGUUGAAAUUUUCUUAUUUAUCGCUAAUUCUAAUUUUUGUUCAAGAGACAAUUCCUUUUCACUAUCGACAUUAGUGUCAUUAUAAUCUUCGAUAAUUGUACCGGAUUCUUUUGAAUGUAGAUAGGUUUGUGGAUAAAAAAAUUUAAGAAAAUUUACUAUAAACUGAAUCAGAUUUGAAUUGGUUAUUUUCUUUUCUUCUUUUUCAUUUUUUAAAAUUAUUAUAAUUAUGUAAAUACCAUAAGACAUUUUCUAUUUCGGUAUGCCUUUCUUCUGUGCGAUUUUUCAAUGUAAUAUAUAAUUCUUCAGAUAGUGAUGUGUGCUGUUCUUUCAGUGACUGCAACAUGAAAUUUAUUGUUGCAUUAACUGUUAAUAAAUUAGAAUCUCUCCCACAUAAUGCCUCAAUAGUCAUUUUUAUCGGAAGUAGAGCUGAUACAGUUCUGGAUAUUAAGUCGAAUUCACUAUCUGAAAAAUUAAUUUGCAAGUUUAAGUUUAUUAUUGCUUUUUGGAUUAGAUUUCUCAGUUUCAAAAAUCGUUGCAUCAUUAGGCGUAAACUGUUCCAACGUGUUUUAAAAUCUAAUAUUAACAUAUAUUCUGUUUUAUUUUCAGUUAGUAUAUAUUUUAGUAAUAUGUCAUUUUUUAUAGGGGAACAUUUAAAUAUCUUAACAAUUUUUCGAACUUUAUAAAUUAUAGGAAGCAAUUCUUGAUGGGUUAAUAUUUCAUCCUCAUUAGCAAUAUCUUCUUCAACAAUUAAAUUGUAAUUAUCUUCAUUGUCAAUAUCACUCUCACUCACUUCAAAGUUGGAAUCCGAAGUUUCUAUAUCCACAGUAUUUGGAUUCUUCUGUUCAUUAUUUUUUUGGUAUAAUACAUCUAUUACUCCUAAUUGAAUUCCAAGAGCAUAGCACAAUUGCUGAUUUUCACCAAUCAACUUUCCAACUGUUGCUCCAUCAGUCGUUAUUAAUACAAUAUCAUCUUUCAGGGAUAAUCCAUGUUUCGCUAAUUUAUAUUUAAGCAAUUAAUUAACUAAUUAAUUUCGCCCGUUAGGGAGACAUAAAAACAAAAAUGUAUACUAUAUUGUUAUGUUCGCGAUACCUGAACAAAUAGUGGAGACAAUUUUAAAUAUAUUGCAAUCCCUAGUUGCCACAUUUAAAAGUGUAGAACUCUCAUGCAGUAAUAUUUAUGUAAAUUUUAAAUGUUAUUUACCUUUUUAAAAAUAUGAAAUCAUGUGUAUGUGAUUUAAGUAACCUUGUUAAGCUAUGAGAUGGUAAAACAAAAAUUGUUUGGAAAAGUAAAUAUUAAAUUACCAAUAUUUUUGUACAGUAUGAUUUUUCUUACAGCUCAUGUUCAAAAGUUUGCAUUCUUUUAAUAUGCAAAUGUUUUGUUUUUCAUAUUUUACUUUCCAUAACAUUGAUUUCAGUUUCAUCAUUACACUUUUCUAAAUAAGGAGUUUUAAAAACUUUACUUGAAUUUGUUCAGGUAAAUUAAGAAUAUGGCUUUCCUGUAUAUGAAUAUGAAAAAUAAAGAAUAAUCCUUUA